AUGGGAAGUAAGUGUUGUAAAAGUGAUUCUUAUCGUGCAGAAAUGCUUAGUGAAAUUAAAAAUUUUAAUUUUAAUGAUCCUAAAUAAGAAUUUCCACUUGAAUAAAGAGUUAUCAGAGAACUAAUGUUAGACACAAAAACAGUAUACUAAUUGUAAAUAUGUUUGAAAAAAUUUUUACUUGAGAAUGCAUUUUUAAUAAAGGAAGAGAAAAUUUAAGUACAAGAUAAGGGAAUAACUUCAAGAAUAUCAGCACCACCAUUAUUAGAUUAAGUUUGGCAAUUAUCAAUUUUAUAUUCAUAAAAUUAUAUUGCAAUUUGUAAAAUGCUUGUAGGAUGUAUUAUUGAUAGAGAUUACAAUUAAUAAAAUAUACAUUAGAAUAUUCUUAAAAAGAUGUUACCUGAUUAUGAUGAUAAAAUGUAUUAAAUAGAAUCUGAAUUUAUAAUUUGGAUAAAUUCACAUGAAUUAGAAUAAGUAAUGAUGGAUAUCCACAAUUUUAUAGUAAAUGAAGAAAUUUUAUCAUUUGAAUUGAUAUUGAAUUUAAUGAUGUAGAUGAAAUUGUCAUUAUGUAAAAAAGAAACAAAUAAGUUUUAAAUAAAAUAAAUAUAAGAUAAGAAUAUUGAUAUUGUAUUCAAGAAAAUACAGCAAUUAAUACCUAAUGAAUUAGAAUUGAUAAUAAUGCAUAAAUAUUGUUUAAGUUAACAAUUAGCUAAACAAUAUAUUUAUGAAUAUUGUCAUUUUAUGACAAUGUUAAAAUACUCUCAANAACACCUUUGA
Paramecium primaurelia is the source of this 774-nucleotide messenger RNA. Lineage: Eukaryota; Ciliophora; Oligohymenophorea; Peniculida; Parameciidae. The record is from the annotation of a GenBank genome assembly.